Messenger RNA from Astyanax mexicanus (Mexican tetra), 3485 nucleotides. Its product is annotated as segment polarity protein dishevelled homolog DVL-3. The transcript has 15 exons. Gene Ontology annotation, molecular function: frizzled binding. Bases 335 to 2482 code for a protein of 715 amino acids. Gene Ontology annotation, cellular component: cytosol. Gene Ontology annotation, biological process: canonical Wnt signaling pathway; intracellular signal transduction. The record is from RefSeq and is a predicted model, not a curated record. NCBI's taxonomy places the organism in Eukaryota, Metazoa, Chordata, Actinopteri, Characiformes, Acestrorhamphidae.
CUGUUCGGAAGGGAAGGAGGAGAAAGCAGGGCCGCUCAGUCCGCCGUGGGGCUGCGGGGCAGCGGGGCUGCGAACUCCACACCGAGCCCGGGUUGGACAUAAGGACCGAGGAGUACCGGAGAAAAGCGGCGCUUUAACCGCGUUUGGGGAUCUAUAUUACCUGCUGUCGGUAUUCCCGCCCGCGGAGGGUUACGGUUCACCGCUCUGCUUUACGGGUUAGGGUCCGGGAGCCUGAGCGGAGCGGAGCGGCGCGGAGACUGCAGCCGGAGAAGAGGCGCUGCUGGACGGACUCGGGGCUGGAUGCGCCCGGCCUGCUCCUCCCCAGCGGCCCGCCAUGGGGGAGACCAAGAUCAUCUACCACCUCGACGACCAGGAGACACCUUACCUGGUCAAACUCCCCAUCCCGGCCGAGAGGGUCACCCUGGCCGACUUCAAACAUGUCCUUAAUAAGCCGAAUUACAAAUUCUUCUUCAAAUCAAUGGACGAUGAUUUCGGGGUUGUUAAGGAAGAGAUAUCAGAUGAUAACGCCAAAUUACCCUGUUUCAACGGCCGUGUCGUGUCAUGGCUGGUGUCGGCGGAUGGCUCCCAUGGUUCGGAUGGAGGUUCAGCAUGUGGUGCUGAAAGUCAGGCGGAGCUCCCCCCUCCUUUAGAACGAACGGGGGGCAUCGGGGACUCCAGACCACCCUCAUUCCAUGCCAAUGCAGCAGGCAGUCAGGACAACCUGGACAAUGAGACGGAGCCGGAGGUGGGACCCUCAGCACGGCGAGACCAGGACCGAGACAGAGAGAGGGAUAGAGAGAGAGAGAGACCACGCAGGAAAGACACGCAUGACCACGGUGGCAGGUUGAACGGUCACUCUCGGCCGGAGCGCAGGCCGGAUGUUGCGGGUUAUGAAAGUUCCUCUACGCUGAUGAGCAGCGAACUGGACACUACCAGCUUCUUCGACUCAGAGGAGGAUGACUCCGCCAGCCGCUUCAGCAGCUCCACAGAGCAGAGCACGUCAUCCAGGCUCAUGAGACGCCAUCGCCGCCGACGCAGGAAACCCAAAGCACCUCGGAUGGAGAGGUCGUCCUCGUUCAGCAGUAUUACUGACUCCACCAUGUCUCUGAACAUCAUCACUGUCACAUUAAACAUGGAGAAGUAUAACUUUCUGGGCAUCAGUAUUGUGGGUCAGAGUAACGAGAGAGGAGACGGUGGAAUCUACAUCGGGUCCAUCAUGAAGGGCGGAGCCGUGGCGGCUGACGGACGCAUCGAACCAGGAGACAUGCUGCUUCAGGUGAAUGACAUCAACUUUGAGAACAUGAGUAAUGAUGAUGCUGUGAGGGUGCUGAGAGAAAUCGUGCACAAACCCGGCCCCAUCACGCUGACCGUCGCCAAGUGCUGGGAUCCAAACCCCCGUGGCUGCUUCACCCUCCCCCGGAGUGAGCCGAUCCGUCCGAUAGACCCUGCUGCGUGGGUGUCUCACACCGCGGCCAUGACGGGGGCGUACCCUGUGUACGGUAUGAGCCCUUCCAUGAGCACCAUCACUUCCACCAGCUCCUCCAUCACCAGCUCCAUUCCAGAGACCGAACGAUUCGAGGAGUUUCAUCUGUCCAUCCACAGCGACAUGGCAACCAUCGCUAAAGCCAUGGCGUCUCCGGAGUCGGGGCUGGAGGUGCGGGACAGAAUGUGGCUGAAGAUCACCAUCCCGAACGCCUUCAUAGGUUCAGACGUGGUGGACUGGCUCUUUCAUCAUGUGGAAGGUUUUACAGACAGACGAGAAGCUCGCAAGUAUGCCAGCAACUUACUGAAGGCCGGCUACAUCCGGCACACUGUCAACAAGAUCACCUUCUCCGAGCAGUGCUACUAUAUCUUCGGAGAUCUCUGUGGCAACAUGGCUAAUCUCACCCUGCAUGACCAUGAUGGCUCUAGUGGGGCGUCUGACCAGGACACUUUAGCCCCCCUGCCUCAUCCCGGGGCAGCCCCGUGGCCCCUUCCCUUCCCCUACCAGUACCCCAUCCCUCACCCCUACAACCCCCACCCAGUGCACGAGCCCACCUACAGCUAUACGGUCGGUGGAGGCAGCGCUGGCAGUCCACACAGUGAAGGUAGUCGCAGCAGUGGUUCGAACCGCAGUGGCACUAAAGCAGGAGCGGUGGAGACGAAGUCCGGCGGUAGCGGAAGUGAAUCAGAGAAAAAAGACAAGGCUCCCAGUGAACGCUCAGCGGCGCCCCCUAGCGAGCACAGUGUCCGCAGCACACACAGCGUCCACAGCAUCCACAGCGUUCGCAGCGUCCACAGCGUGCACAGCGUCCAAUCACACGGCCAGAACCUGGUCUACGGACCUCCAGGCCUGCCCCCCCAGCUUCCCACUGUAGCAGCCGCACCCGGAUCCCCCCCUGGCAGGGACUUAGCCUCAGUGCCCCCUGAACUCACCGCCUCACGCCAGUCCUUCCGCAUGGCCAUGGGAAACCCCAGCGAGUUCUUCGUGGACGUCAUGUGACCCGCGGCUGGAGCCCCUGAGGGCUGACUGUAACACUAUAGAGCUGAAGUGAAGCAGAGAAGAGAGAGAAAGCCUGGAUCAGCGGAGAUACGUGUUUGUCCCUGGCCUCGUCCCUCCUGUGGCUUGUAGUUUCUUCAGUGAAGAAGACUGGGAUGGAGCACUAAUCCCUCAGAGGCUCGUGGUCUCCAUCAGAUCGAGGGAUGGAGGGAUGGAGGGAUGGAGAGAUGGAAGGACGGGAUGGGUGAAGCUUUUUGUUUUCCGUGUCCUUUUUUAUGUACUUUUCUUGCUUUUGCAACUUUGUUCCUAUCAGCAGUUUUUCUUAACCAGUUAAAAAAGCCCUUUUUUAUCAAAGACUACUACUAAAAAAACAGAGGAGCGGAGCGAACAGCGGAAGAGCAGAGUGGGAGGAGGCACAAUCUCUCACUGUGACUUGUCUUUUGCUUUUAAACGAUGAAGUGAAAUAAUUUCAUAAUGAUUUAAAAAGAAAACGAUGAGAAAACUACAGACAAUUGUUUUAUAUUUGUCUUUUUUUUUUCAUUCAUGUCUAUUUUCAGUAAUCAUAUGGAGAGUGCAGAAGGAGGGAGGCGGGUGGUAGAUAUUCUACACUUGGGCUUCACAAGUUUUUUUCCAAUAAAAAAAAUGGUUGCACUUUAUUUAUACUAAAAUAGGGGUGGACGAUAUGGCCAAAAUUUAUAUUACAAUUUAUUUCUUAAAGGAUACAUAUAAUGCAAAAUCCAAGAAGACCCAGUGUCCAGUCAGACCACACCUGUAAUCACCUACAGUAUUUAUAUAUUUAUAUUUACAGCAUUUAUCUGAAGCUCUUAUCCAGAGUGACUUACAAGGUUAUUUCUAUACAGUGGUGGGCCAGUGUAGUGUUAGGAGUCUUGCCCAAGGACUCUUAUUGGUGUAGCACAGCAUUCAGUCACACAGACCUGGAUUUGAACCCCAGUCUUCCACAUGAUAGCUUACUGGCAGGUGGUGGUUUUAUCCACUGCACCACACC